AUGACCUCAACCUUCUAUCUCGAUGACACCCCAGCGGAGGUGAAGAACGCUAAGGGGCUCCACCUGAUCACCACGUCGACUCCAAACGGCCAGAAAGUGCAGAUUUACCUUGAGGAAUUGAAGGAGUUGUAUGGCGUCGAAUACACUAAGACGAUCAUUGACCUUAGCACCAAUGACCAGAAAAAAGACUGGUUCUUGAGACUCAAUCCAAAUGGACGAAUCCCGGUCCUCGUCGACAACACCAAAAACCCGCCUUUUCCGGUAAUGGAGACCGCAGCCGAGCUGCUUCACCUCUUCAAAGAAUGCGACAAGAAGCCUGAGUUCGGCUUCACAGACGAUGUUGGGCGGAGUGAAUGCUUGCAAUGGCUCUUCUUCUGGCAUGGCAGCGUAAUGAACCUCCUAGCGCCGAUAACAUCCUCUGUGCUAACAAAUCGCCAGGGCCAACCAAUUCAAGGCCAAUUGAAUUGGUUCUCCAAUAAUUUCAAGGACGACGCGGUCGCUCUCAAUCGUUUCAAAAACGAAGUCCUCCGCAUCUACGGCGUCCUUGAGAUCCAUCUCUCGGGCAAAUACACUGGCCAGGUCAAAGAAUACCUCGCCGGCAUAGGCGCGGGUAAAUACUCUGUCGCAGACAUCUCCACUUGGCCGUGGUUGAAUGCCUGGAACAGCAACGGCCAGAUCACCCAGCAGGAAAUGGACCAGUUCCCGCAUCUGCUGAAGUGGAUUGAGCGCAUCAGGCAGCGGCCUGCAGUGCAGCGAGGCAUCGAUCCAAAGACUUGGACGGUGUAA
Penicillium subrubescens is the source of this 786-nucleotide messenger RNA. RefSeq names its product glutathione S-transferase family protein. The record is from RefSeq and is a predicted model, not a curated record. Bases 1 to 786 code for a protein of 261 amino acids. NCBI's taxonomy places the organism in Eukaryota, Fungi, Ascomycota, Eurotiomycetes, Eurotiales, Aspergillaceae. The transcript is spliced from 6 exons.